Molecule: messenger RNA, 974 nt
Organism: Labrus mixtus (cuckoo wrasse)
Lineage: Eukaryota; Metazoa; Chordata; Actinopteri; Labriformes; Labridae
Gene: nop16
Product: NOP16 nucleolar protein homolog (yeast)
Exons: 5
Coding region: 112-645 (177 amino acids)
Biological process (GO): ribosomal large subunit biogenesis
Cellular component (GO): nucleolus
Source: RefSeq, a predicted model, not a curated record
AACAAAACAAAACACUCACUUCCGGGUUUGCUGCACGUUGCCUGUCUCCUCUUCACCAACAAACCUCGGGCUUUUGUGUUUGGAGUCAAACCGGAGACAAACUCAGAGAAGAUGCCGAAAACAAAGCAGUCAUCGAGGAGGAAGAAGUUCGACUACACGCAGGACCGGAAGAAGCUGCUGAAGAAGUUUAUCAAGAAAAGCAACCCGAGGAUAGAGAACCGUCAGAUUCGACAUGCGUGGGACGAGAGGAAGUCCACGGCCAAGAACCUCCAGGAGAUGGGUCUGGCUUUUGAUCCCAACCGGAGUCUGCCCAUAAAGAAACCCAGACUCCUCGGUGACGACAAAGAGACUAAAGGUCCCGUCAACAUCGUGAUCAAACCCUACGUCCUCGACCAGCUGCAUGAGGAGGCGGGGCGUCCUGAAAAGGACACAAAGACGUUAUCCUCCGACCUGAUCGAGUACGCUCAGUACAUGAUCCGAGAACACGGCGACGACUUCAAGGCGAUGGCCAGAGACGAGAAGAACUACUACCAGGACACGCCCAAACAGAUCAAGAGGAAAAUCAACGAGUACAAACGCUGCCACUCGCAGCACUACGACGCGUUCAUCAGCUCGCUCGCUGCUCCGAAGCCCACGGACCAGUAGACACUUUAUAUUUCUGUUUCUGGACUUUAAACCCGUCUGUGGCGUCACGGCGAGGCGGACGUCAAUCUGGAGAGACGUUCAGACUGUGACAUCACGGAUCACGUAAAACAAAGUGACAGAACGUGGAGACGUGCAGGAGCGAGCUCGAGGUCUCGUUACGAUCCUUCAGGUGUAAUCGUCUUUUUUCCCCAUUUCAUCCUGAAGUCGCCGCCCGCUGUGAGGCACGGGUCAGCGUGUCAAAUAUUAAAGACUCAGAUGUUUUUAUUUUAAAGGAGGAUCUUUAUCGUACCUUAUUUUCUCUCCCAGGAUGAUUAAAAACUCACGUACAC